AGUUGCUGCUUGUGGCGCUCCGUCGAUUUUUAAGGAUUGUGAAAGGCGAAUGGCUGCUGACUGACUUCGGACUUGAGAACCACCAGAAAAAGACAGGUUUCAGAUAAAUUUUUCGUGGUAAUAACGGAGUAAUUCCUCAUUGGUUACGACUGAAGAAAUUAAAUUAUUGAUUGGCUGAGAACCCAAUGGUGAUUGAAUUUGACAACCAUGGCGUCAGAUUCUGCAAUGCCCAAUCCCAGCUCUCGGAUAAUGACUUUUUAUCCUACAAUAGACGAGUUCAAAAAUUUCAACCGUUAUGUUGCUUAUAUAGAAUCACAAGGAGCCCACCGUGCUGGACUUGCAAAGGUUGUCCCUCCAAAAGAAUGGAAGCCUUGUAAAAGCUAUGAUGACAUUGAUGACCUGGUGAUUCCAGCCCCUAUUCAACAGGUGGUGACAGGCCAGUCAGGCCUCUUCACACAGUACAACAUCCAGAAGAAGCCAAUCACUGUACGCGAAUUCCGAAAAAUUGCUAACAGUGAUAAAUACUGCACCCCACGCUAUUCAGACUUUGAUGAUCUGGAGCGCAAGUAUUGGAAAAAUCUCACAUUUAACCCACCAAUCUAUGGUGCAGAUGUCAAUGGUACAUUGUAUGAUGAGGGUGUGUCUGAAUGGAACAUUGGGCACUUGAACACUAUCCUGGAUGUGGUAGAAAAAGAGAGUGGUAUCACAAUUGAAGGUGUCAAUACACCAUACCUCUAUUUUGGAAUGUGGAAAACCACAUUUGCUUGGCACACUGAGGACAUGGAUCUCUACAGCAUUAACUACCUGCACUUUGGUGAACCCAAGUCCUGGUACACUGUUCCUCCAGAGCAUGGAAAGCGACUGGAACGCCUGGCUAAAGGCUUUUUCCCAGGAAGCGCUCAAAGCUGUGAAGCUUUUCUGCGGCAUAAAAUGACCUUAAUAUCCCCUUCUAUUCUCAAGAAAUAUGGAAUCCCAUUUGAUAGGGUAACUCAGGAGGCAGGAGAGUUUAUGAUCACAUUCCCCUAUGGUUAUCAUGCUGGCUUUAACCAUGGCUUUAACUGUGCUGAAUCAACAAACUUUGCCACACUUCGAUGGAUAGAGUAUGGAAAGCAUGCUGUUCUGUGCUCAUGCCGGAAAGAUAUGGUAAAAAUUUCGAUGGAUGUUUUUGUGCGCAAGUUUCAGCCUGAACGUUACAAGUUGUGGAAAGUAGGAAAAGAUACCAUUUUCAUUGAUCACACACGAGCCACUCCAGAAGCAGUUGAAUUUCUUGGUGAAGAAUUAAACUCUGUAACUGCAAAGAGUUUGAAGGACCAGGAUGCUGAUGCAGCUGAAAUGGAAUUAGAUGACAAAGUUGAGAAAGAAGUAUCCACUCAGCAGGAAGACAGCGAUGAAAGAAGAAGCCCAAUAAAGCAUCGAAUAGGAACAAAGAGACACAAGGUUUGUCUCGAGCUGCCGCAGGAAGUGAGUGACCAUACUGACGUCUUGAAAGAAAAUGAAGAGAGUAAUCCUGUUCCACUAAAUGAGCCUGAAGAUUCCAAAGGGGAACUGAAAGAGGAUGAGAAGGGAUGCGGUCAAGUGGGAAUUGACAGUGCUGAUCUGAUUGUUCCAGAACCUGCUGCAGCACAAGUUGAGCCACACAUUGAAAAUGGUCCACUUGAAGAAAAGCUUACGUUGAAGCGAACCAUGUCCAGUGCAGUGGACACAGCUGUUACUGUGUUAAACUUCUCUCUAGCCGCUCCUUCCCAAAAUACUCCCAUUCCAUUUGUGAAAUCAUUUGAAUCCAGCUCAUCUGAUUCAGAGACUACAAGUACUCAAAGUUCAAGCCAAGAGAGUGCUGCAGAGGACUCUGAUAAUAGCCCAGAUUGGAAUGAAACAGUCAAAACAAAUAUUGGAACUAGUCUCAAUGAACAGGACCUUGCGGAGAUGGCUGAGCAAUACAUGAAAGAAAUGAAAUCCAAGAAGAAGGCCAAGAGUCGGCGUCAGCCUCUUAGUAAACCACCACGGCACCACCCGCUUUCUGUGGUAAAGGACUGCGUUAGCGAUGAAGAAAUGCCAGACUUAUUGUCGGUAGAAGAUGACCCAAUGGAAUCAGAACCAUGGGCAAAGCCUCUUGCUCAUCUGUGGCAAAACCGGCCCCAGAACUUUCUUGCCGAACGAGAAUACAACUGCACAAUGGCACAGCUGAUGCCUUACUGCUCAAUUUGUGCACUCUUCCAGUCAUACCAGGUAGAUUGUCAGGAGAGUCAGGGUACCAGAAACAAAAGCCAACCUUUGGAUGCAGGCAAACCCAGAAACCAAAUAAAAAGCAAGCCAUUGGUUCCAGAAAUGUGCUUCACAUCUGGAAGUGACCAUGUAGACCUAACGCUCCCCACUUCUUAUGUUGACGAAGAUGGAACAAGCAUCCUUGUAACAUGUGCAAAGUGCUGUGUAUGUGUUCAUGCAAGUUGUUAUGGAGUAGCUCCUGAGAAAGCAACUGAUGAUUGGAUCUGUGCAAGGUGUGCAGCUAAUGCUUUAGCAGAAGAUUGUUGUCUAUGUACCCUUCGGGGAGGAGCACUGCAGAAAACCACCGACAACAGGUGGGUUCAUCUACUAUGUGCUGUUGCAGUGCAGGAGGUACGGUUUGUCAGUGUUGCAGAACGCAGCCCUGUGGAUGUCAGCCCAAUACCACCACUACGCUGGAAACUGAAAUGCUUCUACUGUAAGAAACGGAUGAAGAAGACUGGUGGUUGCUGUGUGCAAUGCUCCCACGGCCGUUGUCCGACUUCCUUUCAUGUGACCUGUGCCCAAGCCGCUGGAGUGGUCAUGCAACCUGAUGACUGGCCAUUUGUGGUCUUCAUCACCUGCUGCAGGCACAAGACACCCAACCAAGCAGAGCGUGCCAAAUUAGCUUUGAAUGAUAUUGAAAUUGGGCAGAAGGUCAUCUCGAAGCACAAGAAUGGACGCUUUUACCAGUGUGAGGUGGUGGGAUUGAGUAAAGAAACAUUCUAUGAAGUGAAUUUUGAUGAUGGUUCCUUCAGUGACAAUUUGUAUCCAGAGGACAUUGUGAGCCGGGACUGCCUUCGUUUGGGACCCCCUGAAGGGGGAGAGGUGGUACAAGUCAGAUGGACCGAUGGGCUAGUAUAUGGAGCCCAAUUUGUAGCAUCACAUGUUAUACAGCUCUACCAGGUGGAGUUUGAAGAUGCAUCCCAACUGAUGGUGAAGAGAGAGGAUGUGUACACUCUUAACGAGGAACUCCCCAAAAAAGUCAAGUCCAGGCUGUCUGUCGCAUCAGACAUGCGCUUCACUGGAAUUUUUGCAGAAGAAGAGGUUGCACCUGUGUCAAAGCGACAGCGAGUUUUGAACUCCAGGUAUCGCGGGGACUAUGUUGAGCCAUCUCUGUACCGUGCAAUUAUGGAAUAAAAUGACUGUCAUUACAGAAACUGUUCAGAACUUCACCUAUGGAAGCCAUUGGGACAGAUUGGUUUUCAUAUCUGGUUCUAUUGUAGAUACAUGAAAGCAGUUGAGGCGCAAGCUGAGUUCUAAUCCCUCUAGCAACAAAACUACUCUUCAUCACCAAGGGUACCUCAUUAACAACACUCCCAUGGAAUCAAAAUAUCGAAUAUCUUGGGAUUUCAACAAAGCUGUUUUCAAGCAUUCUUUGGUCUUGCUUCGGACUCCUGCUGCAUUGUAAAGUGCAGACUAAUCUGGAUCAUGGAAUGCCUUUAAGGGAGUCUUCAGUGGGCUAGAAAUAGGAUUGCAAAAAAUAUCUUUGGGUUAGAUUUUGACACUAACAUCCAUGUUCAGAAUGAGAAAUGCAUUUAUGUUUUAAUAUUGCUGGUCUCUCUUUGGUAAAUUUCAUUAACAUCUGCAUUAGACUAUCAAAUGAAACCUAUUGCAUACUGGUCUGUUGAACACAAUGUACUAACUUAUUGUACAGUAAGAUUGAUUGACGCAUGGCUCUUCAUAGACAUAGAAGCAUUCCCUCAGUACACAGGCUAUGAAGUUCUGGAAGGUGUGAAUGGGUUUUCACGAUAUCCAGUCAUUAGCCCAAAACCAGGGCCAUCACCGGUGCUUGGAGUUAAAACUCUUAUCUGUAUUUAUAGGGAUGUCUUAAGACUAUAGGUUGGCUCAAAUGAUUAGACACAAGGUUUUUUAAAAGUUUUUUUUCCCUGCUAAAUAUAGCAGUUUAUUCAGUGUUUGCAAUGGAAGUAAAUAGAAUAUUGAGUCCCUUGAAUGGCUAAGUAUUAGUGAUUAAGUAGCACAUGAUUUAUUAAAGGCCAAAUAUAUUUGAAAAGUGAAAGAAAAUAAAACUGUUCCCAUUUUCCCUGCCCCCACUACCAACUCAAACUUCACCCUUCCAAAUGUGUGCCGAUCUAAUGUGAACCUCAUGUACCAGAUGGACUUCUGUGCUGUUUUUACCUGUGCCACAAAUUAUAUUUGUUUAUUCAAUCAAUUAUUAAAUUUUAUUCCAAUAUUCUUAAACUUAAUUGCAAUGUAAAAUGUUCCUUUCAAUUUCUUUAUUGGUUUGGUGUAGACUGUAGAAACAGACAUUGGACAAAAAUGCCACAAAAGGUUACUGAUCAAGAUUGAAGCCAUGAUUGAGUUUUCAUCUGGGCCUGAUUUAUUUUCAUAAUGUAAAGUUGUUUGCAAAGGUUGAACCAGCUACAAAUUAAUGCAGUAGACUAUUUGGGAGUUGACUAGUUUUGUAUAUUUAUUUGGUUCAAUCAGUGCCAUCUGUUGCUGUUGGUUUAGCUUGGGGGAAUAAUAGAACUGAACAGCCUGAUGUUAUUUUAAAAAAGUAGGUGGUGAAUUUAAGAGCAAGAUGGAAAGAACCACAAAACACAUCCCAGUUGCUAAUUGCAUGUGUUCUGAAAGUCUUGUUGCGCCUUAAACUGAAAGGAGAGUGCACCAGUGAGAAUCUUAGGCUGCUUUCUUUUCUUAUUUUUAAGGGAAUUAGAAGUACCUUUGAAAGCCCUUUUGAGUCUGUGAACAAAAGGGAAAUUUGUAUCUAAAUUUACUUGACUGAGGAAAAGAAUGCAGUGAUGAUUAUAGCCAUAUAAUGUAGUUAGCCGGUAUAACUCUGAUACUUUCAUUUCCUUCUCCAGGGAACAGUAAGCUUAAACUUUCUAAACUACUUUUUUUUUUACCUUGGUUCUGCAAUUUUCUAGUAGCAUCCGGUUUGUGUUUUUGCCCCUUCAGCUUAAUUUCCCUGUUUUAGAAAAAAAAUCCCCCUCAGUCUAAUCCCCCUCCCCCCUCUGGUUGGACCUGAAUUGCUAUGUGCAGUUUGGGAAUCUUAAUUAAAUCCAAACAGUGGGGUUAGAAAUGCUGUGGAAAUGCUUUGCCGUUUUCCAUUUUGUCGCGAGCUAUUACUCCAAAGCAUUUUGUUGGUUUCUGGAAAAUCCACCAAACUGAGAUUGGGCCAUUAAGCUAAUAAACCCAAAUGUUGUUCAUCAUUUGGAUAAAUGAGAGCUCAAUUUUUCAACUUCAAUUUCCUUCCUUGGAGCUAAUCACUGUGUUGAUCAUCUUCAUCCAAUCAGUUGCCCUCAGUAGACACUUAUUGUCAGCAGUUUUAAACUUGUUGCUACCCGAUUUCGAUUCCUUCUGAUGGCAUUAAUGCUGAACCACCUAAUCACAGUUGGUCUGGAUUGAUAAAACUCCAUAUCUCUAAUGCAAUUGGACCUUAAAUGGCAAUGGUAAUUUUUCCAAUACUUAAGCAAACUUAUUUGCAAUAUUUUCUCAUCUCCACAAAUUGAACUUCCUUUAUUGCACCUUGAGAAAAAUCUAACCUCUAACCUUGCUUGAUUCCCAUGAGCUUUUUGAUUGUAUCCUCCAGUCAUAAGUUCACUGAUACGAAUUAGCUUGUUUAUUUCAAUCUCCCUUACUACUUUCAUUAUCUAAUUUUAAAGCAUUAUCUCAAUGCAUCUCUUCCCAGUGAAAUGACUUAAUAACCUUGAGAUUUCCUUCCUAGCUCAGAAUAAAUAAGAGUUGAUGCUGUUUAAGAUAUGAUCUAGUUAUACCUAGAAUGUUGUAUUUACUGUUGCAAUUUCUAAAUAUGCGGUCUGAGAGUUCAAUGAUGCCAAAUCUUGUUUUCGUGUGUUAAUUUGGAAACAAGAAGGUUACCUAUUGGCUUGUGUGUAUUUUCAUUUUAUUCUUCAACCUCUGCUUUACAAGUGAUCACCAUCGUCGGAUUGAUUCUUCCUUCAGAGAUGGUGAAAGAGUAGUUCAUCUCUAUAACUUGAUGCUGCAACUAUGUGAAAGUGAUCUAUAAAAACUGAUUGGCAGUGGGUGAGGGAUAAGUAAUUUCUCAAGACCGAUUUAACAGCUCUUUAUAUUUCUUGGCUAUAAGCACUGUUCUUUUUGAAUUAACCAGAUUUGUGGAAUAACAUUUUUGUGUUGCAUCUCCACAGCAAAAAAAAAAUCCACCUUUAAAAACCCUUAUGGAACAGUUUCUCACUCCCCAUCCCUAAUCCAUUAAAUGAACAGUUCUUGAAAUCAUUGUGUCUAAUCUGAGAGACCUACAGUCUACACUACAACCACCUCAGGAGUCUGUACAUUAAUUGAUUGUAUUGAUCUAUGAAAAAUGACUGUAUUAGUUCAAGCAAACAUGAAGUUUAAAUGGCUUGCUGUGAUUGUUUAGGAAAAUAAGACAGGUUGAAAUGAUUUGCAGUCAAUAAAUGUGUUUUUUUUUUUGUCUUUGA
Molecule: messenger RNA, 6677 nt
Organism: Carcharodon carcharias (great white shark)
Lineage: Eukaryota; Metazoa; Chordata; Chondrichthyes; Lamniformes; Lamnidae
Product: lysine-specific demethylase 4A-like
Exons: 22
Coding region: 208-3399 (1063 amino acids)
Biological process (GO): chromatin remodeling
Cellular component (GO): nucleus
Molecular function (GO): histone H3K36 demethylase activity; histone H3K9 demethylase activity
Source: RefSeq, a predicted model, not a curated record